AUGCAAAUUCAAGAUGAUGGGGGAUUCUUAAGCUUGAUGCGCGAAUACUUCGCCUCGCUUGAGCUACUUCUCAUCUCGUUCCGGGAGUUCACUGUGAUUUCUGAUGAGACCAUUCUCUCCGAACGUAGAAAGCACAGAAACAAAAUCGUCAACAGCAUUGAGUCCUUCUCUAAGCGCUCGGCAAUCAGAAACUUGAAGACGCUCGAAAGAUUUACCAAAGAGCAGGCUGGGUUCAUAUACGAUGCUUUGUACAAGGCCAUGUGUGAAGUUCCACCACCACCAGCUGUUGCUCCACCGCCAUCGCUCUUGGCCACAAAUGAUGGGCACCAAGAACGAGUGGAGACUAGGAUUGGUAUACCGACUUUUGGGGAAAGCGCUCAACGAUUCCCCAGACCAGGAUGA
Suillus subalutaceus is the source of this 402-nucleotide messenger RNA. RefSeq lists its product as uncharacterized. The record is from RefSeq and is a predicted model, not a curated record. The coding region runs from base 1 to 402 and encodes 133 amino acids. Lineage: Eukaryota; Fungi; Basidiomycota; Agaricomycetes; Boletales; Suillaceae. The transcript is spliced from 3 exons.